GUAUGGUGUAAAAAUAGAAAUAACUCUUACUUGUAUCAUCGGCAUGGAAGACAACAGAAUGAAACUGAGUUCCGUGGAACUCUUCAAAUUGAUUUGUGAGGAGAUAGUUGGUUCGGAAAAAAUUGUUGAAUAUAGAAGACUCUUUUUCAAGGUUUUUGACAAUGUUUUCAAUACUCCUCCUUUUUCUGAAAUUCAUACACAAAUUUGCAGUGGUAGUAAAGCCGAGUGACUUUUCCUUAGCGGAAGUGAUCUAGAUGUUGUGCGUACAAUGGUGAAAUUCAUAGCGUACAAAUGUGGUACGACAGAGGCAAACAUCGAUACGAAGAAAGCCGUUCUAUUUAUAAAUUCUGAUUUAGCAUCACCAGGAUAUGCUUUUCUAUGGAUACAUGAUAAAAACCACCCAGAAUGGAGAGACGCUUGGAUAAAAAGAACUUAUGAUGGGCACCUUUUUUCAAGCAGAGGGUUUAAAGAAUGGAUCAAAGUCGAACAAAAAUCCAAAAUACUCGAGCGAUAUAACUCAUGCACAUGCACAAUGGAUGCUCAUGACCUAAAUGGACCAUGUAUAUCGAACACUCGACUUGACCAAGCAAUUAGCAUUGUCUGUAAUUCUUGGCCUGAAUCUGCCAUGCCAUGGGCUUCUCGUAAAAGACCCUACCGUAUCCUUACACAAGAUAUGAUAAAUAGCCAAAUCAAUAGAGGAGUACUGCUUGUGCCAAUGGGCAACAAAACGGAAUCAGUUGAUGCGAAUCCUGACGAAUGGAGAAUAUCAUUUGCAUUAACAGAAAAAGAUUUAAUACAUUCUUGGAACCAUGUACAAAUGGUUUGUUAUGCUUGCUUGAAGAUAGUUCUGAAGGAAUAUGUCAAACCAAAAUCUAGAGGAGAUGAUGUCUUGACAUCGUAUUUGAUUAAGACUACAUUAUUAUGGAUCUCAGAGGAAAUAAGACCAGAAUCAUGGACACCAGAGAAUCUAACUCUUUGUUUUCGCCAAUGCAUUAAUCGUCUAUCGUAUUAUUUCAAAUACAAGGUUUUCCCAAAUUACUUUAUUCCGGAUUGCAAUAUGAUAAAAUGCACUACUACUGAACAGUCGUUGACUAUCUUGUCUGCCAUGUUGAAUGAUAUCGGUGACAAUGCGAUUGCUUGCUUGCUACAGUGUGCAUCCUUAUCGGGUUUAGUUAAGCUCAAGUUGGACAGAUGUAUAUCGAAUGGUUUGACGUCGUUUGAUUUAGCAGUGCUGCCUUUGUUUUCGUCCUAUUUACCGGAAAUUUCAGCAAGUCCUUUGAUCUUGAUAAAAUGUAUAAAACAUAUAACGUCUUUGACUUCAGUAGAAAUGAAAAACCUGUAUCUGAUGACUUUAAUUCAAAGUGCGUAUGAGCGAGCCCGGUCAACGGUAUACAACAACCUUGCGUUCAAAAACAAGAUUAGCUACAUUGAUCAAAGGCGUCUUCAAGUUGAUGCUCUCUUGUCUACGAACUGUGAUGCAGUUACAGGGUGGAUAUACAUGGCUUUGCUAUUUUAUAUCAAUAGUCAAUAUGACAGGGCAUUGCUCGUUCUUGAAUUUCUCCGUUUGAAAUGUACCAGAAAUAAAAUAAUGGUGGGUUGGAGAUCAAAUCUACGAAUGGAUGAAUUACUGAGAAUUCGAGAACAGAACAAAAUGAUAUUUAGGGGCAAUUUCUUCCGAAAAUUGAGACAUUGCACAAUGAAGUCUUUCGUCCAGAUACAGUCACCACAAAGAGAGGUAAUGGGAUACCUUGAUCAUAGAGUGCUCUGGCUUUUUACAGUUCCAUCACAGAACUACAUUACAUGUCCACCAGAAACCCUAAUCCAUUAUUUGCGAUUUUUAUGUUUCAUUGGCAUCAGAGAUAAGCCCGGUUGUGAACAGAGUGUUCAUGCUUUGAAAGAUGCGGUUGAAAAUAAUCAAACCGACAAAGACCCGUAUUUUCGGUACAUAUCUUACAUAUAUUUAAGACGAGUGUAUGAGCUGAUGAAUGAUAGAGACAAUGCUAAACGAUGUCAUGCAAAAGUAGUGGAACUUUCAAAAUUUAUCCCUAGAGUUCCGUCCGAAGUUUAGAAACAAUCUUGUUCAAACGUUUAAUCUGACGGUUGUGGAUAACCUUAUUGUCCUGACUUAACACUGACUUAUAUUUGUGAUCUUUAAGAAAAUGUUGUUGUAAACAGCUUGUUUAUUCUUAUAAUAGUUAUAAAGGUUAUUUUUAAGAAGUUUUUUUUGUAUGCAAGGACUUUUUGUUAAGGUUGUUAGUAUGUCGGAUUCAUAUUUGUGAUGUCUGAUGAAAUGAGUUUACACACGUAUAAACCUUAUGAUUGACACGAUGAUAACCAACGAAAUACGACUUGACAAUAAAAUACAGCAUUAGAAUUAUUGCAUCAUGAUGCAUAAA
Messenger RNA from Mytilus californianus (California mussel), 2396 nucleotides. RefSeq lists its product as uncharacterized. Bases 269 to 2068 code for a protein of 599 amino acids. The record is from RefSeq and is a predicted model, not a curated record. The transcript has 2 exons. NCBI's taxonomy places the organism in Eukaryota, Metazoa, Mollusca, Bivalvia, Mytilida, Mytilidae.